AUGUCCUUUGCCAUCCUGAGGAUAAUCAGGCUGGUCAGGGUCUUCCGCAUCUUUAAACUAUCCAGACACUCCAAGGGGCUACAAAUCCUGGGGCACACGCUGAGGGCCAGCAUGAGGGAACUGGGGCUGCUCAUCUUCUUCCUCUUUAUUGGGGUCAUCCUCUUCUCCAGCGCUGUCUACUUUGCGGAGGCUGAUGAGCCCACCACCCACUUCCAUAGCAUCCCCGAUGCCUUCUGGUGGGCUGUGGUGACAAUGACCACGGUGGGUUAUGGGGAUAUGAAGCCCAUCACUGUUGGGGGCAAGAUAGUGGGUUCCCUGUGUGCCAUAGCAGGGGUCUUGACAAUAGCACUGCCCGUGCCAGUCAUAGUCUCCAACUUCAACUACUUCUACCACAGAGAAACAGAGAACGAUGAGCAGACUCAAGUGACAUCCAAUGAUGAAAGUUGCCCUUACUUACCCACCAAUUUGUUGAAGAAGUUAAAGGGCUCCACGUCUUCCUCCUUGCAGGACAAGUCAGACUAUCUAGAGAUGGAGGAAGGCAUCAAAGAAUCUCUCUGUAUAAAAGACAAGGCUAGCCAAGGCACAGGGAAUGGGAAUGAGACCAUUAAGUAUAACUGUGUGAAUUUAAAGACGCUGGAAACGGACGUGUGA
This is a messenger RNA of Pelobates cultripes (western spadefoot toad), 651 nucleotides long. The record is from the annotation of a GenBank genome assembly. Lineage: Eukaryota; Metazoa; Chordata; Amphibia; Anura; Pelobatidae.